Messenger RNA from Vigna unguiculata (cowpea), 3160 nucleotides. RefSeq lists its product as uncharacterized. NCBI's taxonomy places the organism in Eukaryota, Viridiplantae, Streptophyta, Magnoliopsida, Fabales, Fabaceae. Gene Ontology annotation, cellular component: membrane. The record is from RefSeq and is a predicted model, not a curated record.
UAACACCUUCAACUCAAGUCAACCCAACAAGACUUAACUAAGCAAAGAGCAUCAUCGUAUCAUAGAUUUUGUGUCAAUUAUGUGAUUAUUUUUAGUACAGCAUAGCCCCUGACUCAUAAUUCACACCCUCUAGUUGUCUUUACCACAUUCCCACUGACAAAGAUUUCUCAUUAUUAUUUAAUUAAUCAACUAACACCCUUUUGCAUCACUCACUUUCUGGCGACUCCAUGAUCUCAUAAUAGCCUCAAAAUCACACCAACAGUGAUAGAGAGAUGGGUUUCAAUUUGAUUCUAUGGUAUCAUCCCAAUCUGGUUCUCGCUGUUCUGCUGCUCUUUUCCUGUUCCUUUGGCCUUUUCUCUGCAAAUGAUGAAGUGGGCACGGCUCAAGGUGAAACCUUUACUGUUUCGAGCUUCAGUUACCCUGAGACUAGGCUCAGGCCCUUUGAUUUGCGCUACAUCAGAGUUGACUUGCCGCCAUGGUUUUCUGCACUGUCUAUAGCAUUGAAGUCAGAUGUAGAUAUUGAUAUCUCAAGAAUUGAAAGGGUUCCCAUACGCACAUUGCCAAUAAUAUGCUUUAGAGAUGGAAGUCCUCCACUACCAGAUGCCUUAAACACAUCUCUGAAAGAUUCAGCCACUUCUGGAAUAAAUGGUCUAGAUGUGGAGCAGUGCUUUCCCAUGCAGAAAAAUAUCACUAUGAAACUGACAAACAAUCAGAUAUCUCCAGGUGUUUGGUACAUUGGUCUUUUCAAUGGAAUUGGACCUACAAGGACACAAUCAAAGAUGAUUAUCCGCGGUCCAUCAUAUUCCUUUAUUGCCAAUAUAAGUGUGGAAGCAUGCACAAAUUCAAUGAUGAGGGGAGAUUUCUGUAACAGUACAGUUUAUCCACUUUCGUGCAAAUCAUCUGAUCUCUCUAAUGCUUUGGAAACUAAAGUGAACAAGUCAUUGUUGGAAAAUUUGGUGACCUGCAAAAGUAAUUCUGAAGCAUUUUGUGUUCAUGAAGGUGUGCCAAACUUCUUCUCCCUGGACAUAAUGAAUGUGGCAGAAGAAAUUAUCAUUACGGCAACAAAUAUCAGAUUCAAUGUUACUUCAUUGAAUGAUGUUAGUUUAAUGUGUUUUGUCCGCCAUGGUGCUAUGCCUUCGGUGACUUCAAAUGAUUAUUCCAUUGAUAUAGCUAAAAGUCCCCUGGUUAUUCAUUCACCAUUGAUUGGCCGUUGGUAUAUUAGUAUAGUGCCAGUCAAUCUUACAAAAACUCAGGUUAGCAAUGUAAGAGUUUGCUAUUCGGUGGAAUCGCAAGUGCUUCAAUGUCCACUUGGAAAAGCUGGACCAAAUUGUAUAAUGGAUAGCUACUUGCUUCAGACAUUUCUAAGGAGAGGUUCAACCCCUUUUGAAUCCUAUUAUUUACCAGUUGGUGGAGCACCUUAUGAUUCUGCCAAUUUCCCUCUUGAGCCACUUUUAAAAAACUCAUCAUACAUUGGAGAAUCUGAUAGCAUUUGGACUUACUUUCUUUUGGACAUUCCUCGCGGUGCUGCUGGAGGAAAUAUUCACAUACAGCUAUCCUCAAAUACAAAGAUUGGUUAUGAAGUGUAUGCUAGAUUUGGUGGAUUACCAUCUCUAGAUAGCUGGGACUAUUAUUAUGCUAACAAGACCAGGAGAAGUGACCCAUCUAUGUUUUUCACGCUGUAUGACUCAAGUGAUACCAAAGUUAACUUUUAUAUUAUGUAUGCUAGAGAAGGAACUUGGGGCUUUGGUCUAAGACAUCUUAGUAGCAACAAUGACUCCAUAAAAGGGCUAAAUAUCAUGUCCAUUUCACUUGAGCGAUGCCCAAAGCGAUGUUCCUCUCAUGGAGACUGUAAAUUUUCGUUUGACGCUAGUGGACUAACAUCUUACAGCUUCUGCUCUUGUGAUCGAAACCAUGGAGGCUUUGACUGCAGCAUUGAGAUUGUAACACAUCAAGGGCAUGUACGACAAUCAAUUUUUCUCAUUGUAUCAAAUGCUGCAGCCAUACUUCCUGCCUAUUGGGCCCUUCGGAAGAAGGCAUUAGCAGAAUGGGUUUUAUACACAUCCAGUGGGAUUUCAAGUGGACUAUAUCAUGCGUGUGAUGUUGGCACUUGGUGUGCAUUGAGCUAUAAUGUCUUACAGUUCAUGGACUUCUGGCUCUCAUUCAUGGCUGUGAUUAGCACUUUUCUUUAUCUAACUACCAUUGAUGAAGUAUUUAAGAGGGCAAUCCACACAGCUGUUGCUAUCCUUACUGCCCUAAUGGCUGCAACAAAAGCAACCAGGUCUUCCAAUGUUAUGCUUGUGAUUGUGAUUGGUGCUCUUGGUUUGUUUGUUGGAUGGUUGAUAGAAAUCUCAACAAAGUAUAGGUCCCUUUCCUUUCCAACUGGAAUCUCAUUCAACUUCUCUCACUGUUUCCAAACUAUAAAGCGAUGGCUCUAUAAUCUUGUCAAGACACUUUUGAGACGGUACCACUUGGCUUUUGCCUUUGCUGGUUUUACUGCAUUGGCCAUGGCAGCAAUAAGCUGGACACUUGAAACCAGUGAAUCCUACUGGUUUUGGCACAGCAUUUGGCAUAUUACAAUAUACACUUCUUCUUUCUUCUUCCUUUGUUCAAAAGCAAAUAUUGAGGACAGUGAGACAACGCAUCCUGCAGAUGGAAACUAUGAACUGACUCAUCAGGAUUCACUUCCAAGAAGUGGUUAGAAUAAAGUCAGAGGAAAAGGUUAGUGUAGAAAGGGGAGAGAGGUUGAUCAGAGAUUAAUAUUUGAGCAAGGGUAUAUGGACACUUGCAUAAUGUAUACACCCAAUUGAUAACUUUCAUUUAUCUCUAUCUCUCUUCUGAUAUCUUUCUUUGGGUGUAUAUUGAGCUUAAGUGUCCAUAAAUCAUUUUUGUUAACAUAUUUAGUGUUUGUGGUGAGUUUAUGUGAAGGUGGCACAAGAAUGUGUGGCUGCCAACAGUGGAUUUUGAUGCAACAAACAAUGAUCAAGCAAAGAAGUGUCUUGUAAAUUCUUGUUAGCACAAGGUUUGUUUCUGCAAUUCUUUAUCAAUUUUGGCAUGAUUGUGUCUAGGAUAAAGAAUCAAACUAUGGCUACAUUUUUGUCAUAGGAUAAAGGAGCUUUGUUUAUGUUAUUACUUAUGAUUUAGAACAUAACUUGCGUUUGAA